Penicillium brasilianum is the source of this 1470-nucleotide messenger RNA. The record is from the annotation of a GenBank genome assembly. NCBI's taxonomy places the organism in Eukaryota, Fungi, Ascomycota, Eurotiomycetes, Eurotiales, Aspergillaceae.
UUUUCGGUAAUCUUUGCUGGGUUAGAGUUUCAUAGUUCUCAGCUAGCAUACUGUUUCCAUUCUCUUUGAUUAAGACAUUGGUUAUCUGUUACGGUUCAUCGUUGGAUGCUCCUCUUUUUCUGGCGGAACUGGCCCGCUUCCGUUCGGGUGGGCACAAUUGGGCGUAGAAAGAUCGGAUCGGAAAAUGAUUCACUUGGAGCCUUUAAUUCGUGAUUCAAGCUGUUGGAUUGCUUAAGUAUGGCCCACUUCCCCAAUUCCAAGCUCUCCAUUCCAUAACUCCUCCAUAAUUGCCUUGUAUAUAACCAUGGCUACCUCGCGGUCUAUUCCCUCUGUCAAGCUCAACGAUGGCACCUCGAUUCCCGUGAUCGGCUAUGGUACCGGCACGGCAUGGUUCAAAAGGAGCGAAGCAUCCGGUCUGAAUCGCGAGCUAGUCGACUCGGCCAAGAGUGCCGUAAAGCUGGGAUAUUAUCACCUCGACGGCGCCGAAGUCUACCGGACCGAGGAAGAACUGGGUCAGGCCAUUGCGGAGUCCGAUCUCCCGCGAGACCAGCUCUUCGUCACUACCAAAGUGAACCAGAACAUAGCAGACAUUCCCGCCGCUUUGGAUGCUAGUCUAAAGAAGCUCCAAGUGGAUUAUGUUGAUUUGUACCUUAUCCACCAGCCGUUCUUUGCUCAGACCAAGGAGCAACUGCAAACCGCCUGGGCUGCUAUGGAACAGGUCAAGGCCUCCGGCAAGGCCCGGUCCAUUGGCGUCUCCAACUUCCUGCAGGGCCACCUCGAGACGGUCUUGGAAACCGCCAAGGUGGUUCCAUCCGUGAACCAGAUCGAGUAUCACCCGUACCUUCAGCACGGCAACUUGGUUUCCUGGCAGGCGAGCAAGGGUAUUAAGACCGUCAGCUAUGCUGGCCUCACGCCGGUUACUCGUGCCGCCGGGGGCCCGUUGGAUUCGCUGCUGGAGGGUCUGGCUACCAAGUAUGCCGUCAACCCGGCCGAGAUCUUGCUCCGCUGGAAUUUGGACCAGGACGUGAUUUCAAUCACCACCAGUGGAAAGGAAACUCGUUUGGCCAGUUACUUGCGGGUGUUGACCUUUAAGUUGACCCCCCAGGAGAUCAAGGAGAUUUCGGAGUUGGGACAGGGGCACCAUUUCCGGGCUUUCUGGCAGGACAAGUUUGCGGAGGAUGAUCGGUCAUAGAGAGUGGAAGAGAAGGAAGACUGUGUGCCGGUGUCUAUAGCACUAUUUAUGGUAUAUAUAUGUAGAUCAUCUAUCGACAGGGUCAGCUCGACAGUCAAUCCAACCAGAUAUACUUGAACUGAUUUCCUUCGAAAGGGUUUUUUUCGGAGGUAUUUUAGAUCGGCUGUCUCGAUGGGACAAAGCAUUAUCUUUGAGCUAUUGCUACACUCGGUGACUAGUAAGAUGAUUCUGGAAGGAUUGUGGAGGUUUCAAACAUAUAGAACUCGAGUAUACCAUGG